Messenger RNA from Culicoides brevitarsis, 5112 nucleotides. RefSeq names its product mucin-12. The transcript has 4 exons. NCBI's taxonomy places the organism in Eukaryota, Metazoa, Arthropoda, Insecta, Diptera, Ceratopogonidae. The record is from RefSeq and is a predicted model, not a curated record. The coding region runs from base 1 to 5112 and encodes 1703 amino acids.
AUGAAUCGGUUCAAAAGUUGGCUAUAUUGCACGACAAUUUUGUUGUCGUUAACAUCGACAUUCGCUGAAAGAUGGUCCCGACAAGUUCCCGCACACGGCUUUUUGGCGCAUCAAGUAAACGAUUGGAUUCCCGUUCAAUCGUCUCAAUUCACGGGAGAUCGUACUUCAAGAUUCGCUCAAUUCCCAACUUCAUCAAAUGCUUUUGGGGUUUCGAGUUUUGCAGCGCCUGCUCAAGCACAAUAUAAUCCCUUUACAACGAGUCAAAAGUUUGGAUUUGGAGCUCCGCAAGCUCAGCCUUUGUUACAGCAGCAACAAUCGCAGGUUUUGACUCCGCAGCAACUUCAAAGUGUCGAAGGCGGCGUACCAACAGGUCAAGAAGCUCCCGUUGAACUUUUGUACGUUCCUUUGGAAACGUUGCAAAAGCAAGGAUUUCAAGGAGGAAAUCAAAACAGAUAUUCAGUUGUUCCUCCAAAUGUCAAUGCUGCGUUGAUUAACAACUUUUAUGAAUCAGGAACAGUUGAACCUGUGAGCAAAAGUCGUUUUGCACAACCAAUUACGACAACAACUUCAAGGCCAGUAACUGAACGACACAAUCCCUUCCAUUCAUCGUCGACUGUGACAAAAGCAACUUUGAAACCAUACCAACCUCCAUUGGCGAUGUUCUUGUUGAGCGAAGGAAAUAAUCGUGCAUCCAUCAAUGAUGUUUUGUCAGUAUUGAAGAGUGCAAACACGAUUGAUGUUUUGGAUUCUCCGAGCGAUAAACGCCCAACUGUUUUCAUUGGUCCUUCUGAUAUGACUCCUCCCGCAGGAUAUUCAAAGUUUGAACUUCCAUAUCUCUCACAUUUGGAUUCUCAACGUACAGGAAGAAAAAUCGAAAACUUACCUUUCUUCGUUGCUCCAUUAAGUUAUCAUACUCCUGAAGGCUUUGGUAAGAUUCCAUUGCCUGCUCCUCAUGUUGGAUCAGUUGUUGUCAAUACUCCAUUGAGCAAUAAACACGAAGAUGGACAAUAUUUCGGUCAAAAUCAACUUCAUCAAGGUUCACAAAGCAGCAAAUUCGGCUUCAAUUCUCAAGAUAAAUUCAAUACGCCUCAAUUUGUGAGUUCAACUGUCGCUCCUUCAGCUGGAAAUCGUUUCAACAGCAAUCAUUUCGGCGCAUCAUCAACUGCUGGACCAUCUUCAACAGGUCGUCCUGUUACAUCUCGCCCAAGUACAACCUUCAAUGAUUUGCGUGAAGAACAUUUCAAUACGGAGAAACAACGUGUACCUGUGAAUCGUCAUCCUCAGCAACAAUCUUUCAAUCAAUUCUCAAGUUCUCAACCGACGAAGCAACGACAUCAACCAACUUCAAGACCAACACAAUAUCACGAAGAAGUUACGGAAACUCCAUUACCUGAAACGCAAUUUGUCAGUUUUGAAGCAAGUACAACGCCAAAACCAACGCAUCAUCGCAGACCAACUUCAGCUCAAACUGCCCAAUCUUCGAUUUCAUACCAAACUGCUCCGAAUCGUCAACCAUCAUCGCAUUCACAAUUCUUUGAAGAGAGUUUCGGACAAUCGCCAUCAACUACUUCAAGACCAUCAACGAGCUUCUUCUCAGGAUUCGCAUCACAAAAUCCCUUCAGUGAUCAACAAUUCGUUCACAAGUUCAAGUUAGUUGACAGUGUCAAACCAAGCAUUGGUUCAAAGGAUGAUUUCUUCAAUAGUUUCAAUAACAAUCCUUUCCCUGGAUUCGGAAAUGGUUACAGCACUAUUAAAGCUUUCAGUCCUCCGCCAGCGCCUGCUCAACAAACAUUCAAACAACAACAGCAAUCUUUCCCAUCAAGUACUGCACGCCCAACGAAUAAACGACCAACGCCAUCUUCAACAACUUUCCAAUUUACGCCAUCUUCCGUUCGACCUGUAAACGAAGAAAUUGACGUUACAACCGUUGAACCUGUGAGUUCGUUCAGUCCAACAUCAUCCGUUUUCCAAUCAACAUUCGACUUUAAUGGACAAUCUCCGGCAAACAUUCAUCAACAAAAUAUUUUGGAAACGACAAAGUUAAGUUAUGAUCCUUACAAGGUUCCAAGCACGGAGAAAUCUGUUCCUGUUCGUAAUGGAAACAGCAAUUAUCGUCAACAAAGUAGCAAAGCUCCUUUGCCAUCAACUGAUGCUCCGCAAAACUUUGCCUUCCAAAGUAGUCGUCGUCCUCAGCAACAGCAACCAGCAUUCAAUGAUGCUACUUUCGUGAAUCGCUUCAAUAAUCAACAAUUCGCUUCAAGACCUUCUUCAUCUUCAACUACUGAUGAUUUCACAUCAACUUCAUUCGGGCAUCCAACUCAAAGUCGCCCAACGAAAACUCAUGAACAACCUCAAUCGACGUUCUUCAGUUCAGAAGACUUCACUUCAACUCGAACUCGCCCAAGUACAACUGCUCGUCCUCAAUCUCAAGCAACUCGUACCCAACAACAUCAUCGCGGAUCUCACAAUAGAGGCACUCGCCCUACCAAUAUCGUUACUGAAGGCAACUAUUUCCGUGAUGAACAAGAACAAUUCAGUCGAAGACCAACUGAGAGACCUUCUUCGCCAUCUCCUCGCCCAACGACAACGACUACAGUUCGUCCUCAAGAACUUUCGUAUGAAGUUACGGGAGCUCCUGAAGUCAAUGUUGAAAACAAUAAUGUUCAUGAAGUUCAAAAAGAUCACAUUCAAUUGAUUUCGCAUCAAAACUCCGUUUCUGAACCAAAUUUAUAUGAAAAUCCUUCAGAAGCGCCUGUUUUGUCAACUGAUGCUCCAACGUACAAUACUCCCAAUGAUUUGCCUGCAAUUAGUCCCAUGUUGCCUGGUUUGAUCAAUUCUUUGACUGAUGACAAAUGGAUGGAGCAAAAGGAAGAAGUUACAACGACAACUACGACAACAACUCGUCCCUUCAUUCGCGGAAGACGACCAUUGCCCGGAAGAAAUCGUGAUGCUGCUUCGUCAACAACUCGUUCUCAAUCCUCUUCAAGUGAAGUUCAAACAUCAACAAGAACUGGCGGAACACGUGCUCGUCGUCCUUUGACCACAACGCGGUUCAAUAAGACAUCAACAGCUGCUGAAACUACAGGAUCUUCCGCAUCUUCUUCAUCUUUGCCAUCAACAACUGCAUCUCGUGCUCAAGCAGUACGCAAUAAUCGAGUUCGUUACAAUCCCACGAAUGAAGAACGUCAACGUUUGAGAUCUCGUGUUCGUCCUUCGGUAUCUUCAAAACCUGUUGCAUCGGAAAAAGACGAGUCAAUUGAUUACCAACGUGAUGUUUUGAACCAAAAUUAUCCUUCGAUCAAACCUCGAGUCACACAAGCUCCGGUAACGACAACUUUCGUUCCAUCUACGACAACAACGACGGAAAUUCCAACUCGUGAAACUGAAGUUGAACAAGAAAAUGCUGUUUUAACUGCUCAAGAAGUGUAUCAACAGGAAAAUGUUCCAUCGAAUCAUGCGACAAACUAUCGCGGCGAACAAGAACAUGUCGUUGAUCCAACUCGCAAAUACCCCGGAUUGUUCAAUGGAUUGCAAGAAGAGAUGAUUUUGCCGGAAGAACAUCGCACGACGUUAUACGAAGAGCAAGAAAUCGCCACGGAACCCGUUUUCGAUCAACGUAAAUCCAUUUUCAAGCAAAAAGCGCGUUUGAAUCCCGUUUUUACAACUGCUCGACCCUCAAGUCGUCUCACAACGACGACAGAAUCGCCUUCGGUUGAAACAACAACUGUCGCUGGAGGACGUCGUCGUGCUCAAUUCCCCCGUCGUCAACGCCCGACAACGACGCAACAACCAACAACGGAAGGAAAUGGCGAUGAACCAACUGCCAAGCCAAUUCGACAUCAACCCGCACGCGGAGGACUUCGUCUUCGUGAACGACGCCCCUUGAAUGGAGAAACAACAACGACAUUAGCUCCGCCAACGGAAGUCUCGUCACGUCGUUCUUUCCAAUCACGUGGGCAACAAAAUGACGUCGCCGAAGAAGGAAGUGUCACGUCGCGUCGUCAAAACUUCCCGUCGCGCGCAAAUGCUGAUCGUGAAUUGAAACGUCCUGUUGUUAAUGAUCCGACUUUGUCAGCGCGAGGACGUCAAAGAUCUCGUUUCCGUUUAGAGCAACAAGAGUCACAAUGGUCCAUACCGUCGAGAGUUACAGAUCAAGAUUCCUCCCAAGAGAAUGAUUUAAUUGACGAAAAUGAGCCCGAACUUGUCACUGAUGUACCGUCGACGGAGAAAGAAGAUAAUUCCGUCGUUGGCGAAUCUGAACCAUCUGAGGAGCGUAAAGUUGUCAAGAUUUUCAAAAGAAGACGUCCUGAAACAACCACAGAAGCUGAAGUCUCCGAAGAUGCCAAAGAAACAGAAACCGCCGAAGGUGAAAAGAAAACUGACUUAUUGAAAAAGGGCAAUGCUAAACGUCGCGGAUAUUGGAAGAAGGUUCGUGUUCGCCCAGUUGACACUUUUGAAACUGCCGAAUCGCAACACAUUGGCAAACAUUACUUGAACACUUUGAUUCCGGGACAACAAAAUCUCAACAAAUUCAAUAAUUUCGACAAAUCGACGCCAGUUGAAAAAACUCCCGUUGCUCAAGAAGAAGUUACAGCAACAACAAUCGCUCCCGAAGUCACGGAACAAGAAGUUAAAGAAUUGAACAAAGAUGAUGCCGUUCACAACAACAGCGAAGAAGAAGUUACGACGAUCGUUCCUGUCGCUCCCGAAGAAAAAGAAGAAAUUAUCACGACAAUUGCUCCCGAAACUGUUUCCGUUACCGAAGAUGACAGCAGCAUGUUUGACGAAGUUCUUAAAUCCGUGAAAGAUUUGUUCCGCAUGACUGACGAGGAAGAAGCUGAAGCUCAAGCUGCUCUUGCUGCGACUACAAUUCAACCUGAAACGGAAGAAAUUGCCGUAACAACAACGAUUCCCCAAGAAGAAGUUGUCGCUGAAACUACAAUUACGCCAACUGUCGAAGCUGUUGAAACGAGUGAAAAAAGCAAAUCGCCAUCAGACCCCAUGGGAUCUCUCGUACUUGCAACGUCGACAUCGCAACACGUCUCAGAGGAAACGGAAAUCUGCUAUCGAGGACGAUGCAUAAAGACAGACAAGAAAUUCGAAAAGAAAUAA